GUGGAAGAGGAGGAUGGGCUGAAGGGAGGGAAGAAGGAGAAGUAGGUCAAGGGACAAGACAAAGGAGGAUGAGAGAGACAGGUGGGGGAGAAAGGUGAUGGCAAGUGACUAACAGGAGAGAUGAUCCCUGCAAAGUGCUGGGUUUGAGACUGUCACAGCCAAGGCUGUCAGGAACAGAAAGUUCUGUGAAUCACCAAAGGUUCUCCCGCUUGGGCUUUUUUUGCAGCUGCUCUUAGUGACUUUGGUCCCUUCCAGGUUUUUUCCCUACGGUUGUCUCUAGCAUCCUUUGGAGGGAAGGCAGGCAAGGACGGGAGGUACCACCAAUACCCUAAUGCUCAUAGGCAGGAAGGAGAGACUAGGGAUUCCCCUGCUAGAGUUGAGGCCAGAGGCAAAAAAUGAUGCUGUAGCAUUCCCAGAAGAUCUCUGAUGCUGCUCUCCAUGCUGGGGAAAUUCCGAUCUGGAAGAGAUGAGCUGAAAUAUCCAUACUUUCCAUUGAUCUGAGAUUCUUGUGGUUUCCUCCUUCACUGCCACUGCCCAUUCCCUGAUGACGGCAGCUAUGCAGGAAGAAUGUGAUCUGCCAUCCUCACUCCUCCUCCCUGGCAGACCCUGCAUGCUGCAUCCUCCUGCAGGCAGGCACCAGCACACGAUGGCUUUAAGGGCAAACGUGGCUGGCGCACACUCUUGUCCCCAUGCCUGCCCUCUAACCGUCGGUCCAGGUGAGUGAAAUGGCUACAAACACGGAAGCAGAGCCACCUGUGUGUGACAGUUGCACCGGUAUCGUGCCCUGCACAAUGCAUGUGGCUCUAAGGCAGGGUGUGCUGUGAGCCUACAAGGCUCCCUGUGCUGUUUUCUCCACUAGCAGCCCAGGUAUAUCAGGGUGUUCAGCAGCGAGUCUGGAAGAUUAUGGUUUUUUUUUUUCUCUUGGGUGAAGAGAACAAAAAAAGCUCUCUUGCUUAUAGUUUUGAGUUAGGGCGUUUAUUUGCUACUGGAUGCGAUCCAGUGGAUUCAGCACCUCGCUGUUUAUUUUUGCUCGAAGACACGGUUUUUCUCCCAGUCGAAGAUCAUAAAGGCACACGGAGUGGCAGGAGGCCAGCGGCUCUCUGGCUACGAGCUGCGGUGGUGGGGUGUUAGGCUCAUGCUUCUGGGGGGAACUUUAGAGCAGGCGAUGGAGUGGGAUGGUGGAGGCCCAGACUGUAGCAGCAAGGCUCAGAAAACAGCCAGUCCCAGCAAACCUGCAGAACAUUUCAGAGAAAGUUUAGCUUUUUGGGAACCUCCUGUAGCUUCCCCAGAAUAUUUUUACUCGUGGGCAAAAUUGGUAAGCAUUCUUUAUUUUUAAAACAACGGUUUAUAUUCUGCUCUUGUCUGCGGUAGCGUCACUGCCAUCGAUGUAUUUGUCUUUCACCUUUUAAUGCUUGCCAUUCCUGGAACAUCUCCUGCUCGGCAGCUGUUUGUAGGUGGUUUUUUUCCUCUCCCAUCGCCAUGUACCUUUCCUUCCUGUUCGAGGCAUCCAUAAACCUCUCAUGGUGACAUCAUAGCUGUUUCCAUAGCAACAGAUUAUGAUACUAGAACAGAGGAUAAUAUCAAACAGGAGGAGGAAGAGAUAAAUUAUGGUGUUUGUGUGCAUGUGUCUGAAGGCUUGAUUAUAUUCCUACAUCUCAUCCGAGGAUGUUGUCUGCCCAGUUUCUUCUCUGUUUAUCUUACAUGCCUUUUAAAGGUUAGAGGAAAGCUAAAAAAAAUAAAGAAGACGUAGAGGUCAGAACAAUACGGACACGUAUUUUUUGAUCGUUUCCAUGUAAACCUGGUAGGCUGAGAUUUAUUUUGUUUAUCUCAGCGGUAGCUCUCCCAUGUCCCCUGAGAGUCAACUAGGCUGCAAAAAAACUUGGAAGCGCAACAGUUCUCCGGUGCGACUUCACCUUUAUUUUAAUUUCCAGUUAUUGAUAUCCACUGGCAGUCGGGGUCCCAAAGCAGGGAUCUUUGUGCUGUGCGUUUUCCAGAUGAUGGAUGAGUGGAACGUUGCCCUCAGAGAGCUCACAACCUGUAUUAACGAAAGGGUGCAACAGGUGCUCAAAUCUUCCGUGUCUGCCGUGGGGAGAACAGGGAGAGGUACACAGAAGAAGAAUGUCAGCAGAAGUGUGGCCACUGGAAGAAGCUCCAACCUGCCCUGAGCAUGGCGGUGGCAGAGGCUGAGCCUCACCUUUACAAUCAUAGAAAUAUCCCAAGUUGACAGGGAGCCAUAAGGAUCAUCGAGUCCAACUCCUCGCUCCACACAACUCCACCCAAAAAUCAGGACAAAUGAUUGACCCAGCGUCAGGAUUUUACAGUGGAGUUUCUGUAAGAGCUGCUUUGGAAGGCCUGGGGGCUCUGCUUUGUGACCAUCUGGGUGCUUUCUCCAAGUGGAGCUGACAGCAGCAGGACUGCAGUGGGACACAUCUGUGUUGCUCCAUGCUUACGCUGGUGGAAUGGCUGUCUGCGUAAAGCAUGAGGCUGGAGGUGAAGGACUUCUAGCUGAAUGCAUGGGGUUUUAUUUUAUUCUCCUAGGCAGCAUUUACUGUUGACAAAUUCCAGAGAGUUUGGCAUGAAUUUUCAGGAGGUCUCUGUUUUGCUUCUAAAUAGAGGUAAUUUCUAGCCACUCUUCUUGCUUUCCUAUUUAGAUGAUUGACUUUUAGAGGCUGGAGCUAAAAUUGCUGAGAAAACCCUUGUAGAUACGCUCAUAGCUCUGUGUGCACACAAUCUUUAAUCUACCUCUCAAGACAACAUUUCUGGGGAGUAAAGUAGCUAUUGCUAGCCUUGAAAAUACCCAUUGUAGGGUCUGCUCUAACAUGGCAAAUCUGUUGUGGUGCUAUUGAGCAUAUGAACAAUGGCACAAAGUUCUGAUCCUAAAGCUCUCUGCUGCUGCAGGGAGAACUGUAGACUAGGGACCUCAGCAGGGCAGGAUAAAGUAUGACUGCCUCAACCUGCAGCCAUCAGUGCUGCUAACUCCCAGAUAAACAGCAUGGUGCUACUGUUCUCCUUCAGCUAUCCCACCAGCCUGGCGGAAGGUCACUGAGUGUUAGCUGUCAGUGGAAAAAAACAAGUAAUAUGUAACAUAUUGGCUGGCUUCAGCCAUGCAGUGGGGUAGGUGAGUACGUAAUGAGGUUGUUUCCGCGAGGGUGAUUUGGUGCCUUGCGGCAAGAUGUGCCCUGGGUCAGCAGAAGAGGAGCACACAGAAGCUCCCUGGCUUGUGGCAGGCUACUGAUGGGCUUUGUGGCCACGGUGAGUGAAGAGUUUUUGGUCCAGCUCAGUGCAGCCAGGCUCAGAAGAUGUUGGCAAGUGGGAGGAAUUGAGUGAGGCGCUCGGGCACUGUAACUCCGUCAGGGGUUAAAGUUAUAAAAUGCACGAGCACAGAACAGCUCAACAGGAGUUAAUAGUUAGGUCACCUUCAUGGAAGCAUACUGGAAGCCAGCACAGACCACAGAGGACUGGUUUGGUGUGCUUCCCGUGCACAGCUCGCAUAAUGACAGGCUCCAGUGCUGUGUGCUAGCCCUGUUUCUGAGCAGGCUGAUAGCACUGUCCUGCAGGGAGCUGGCUGCUGCAGGCAGAACUCAUAGGAAUGGGGCAGUGGGGGCUGCACCGACGUCCUCUGCAGAGAGAAGGGAGAUUGCAGCCUUUUCUCUGAACCUGGAUUUAAAGGGGGAUAAUUCCUGGCUGCAGCUAGCUUCAGGGCUCUGUGGAGAAACCCAAGACAUAAUAGUUCCCCCAGGGCAUGUGCCUGCAAAGCAAGUGGGGAUCACGUUUAGUCGUGAGUAGAAUUCCUUCAUCUCUUCUGGCGCUACCACUGGCUCCACCAGAAACCUGCCUUCUCAUCAAACUCCCCCUCUGUGUGCUCUCAACAUCGGAGCGUGGAUGUAUUUAGCAGGCGGGGAAAAGAAACAUGUUGCAAACCCCAUUUAAAAUAGCUGCACUGCCUGAGAAGGACAUGUGAGACCCAGACGCAGGCGUACCCCAUUGGUGGUGACAAUACUUUUCUUGCAGUGUCAUUUUGUCAUUCCUUAUCUGAGGCUGUGAGCACCUGGAUAAUGAAAGUGCAGCUUCCCAAUGCCUACACUGUCUGAAAGCACACACGAGUUGGAAGGGACUGUAGAUACCAUUUGUGAGAGGAUGCAAGGGAAGAAUAUGCAUGUAUGUAUGUAUGUAUGCACAUGUGGGAUGCUUCCCUUGUUUGCAGGCACAUGUAGGACUGCAGACGCGUGUUUGGUGUGGCUGCCCCUCCUUUGUCUACUGAAGUCUUCCUUCUGCAAGGAAUGAAGAAGGGAGAUUUAUAAAUAUAUAAAUAAGGCCCUUCUAUCUGCUUGUGAGCCGUCUCAGCCUGUACAGGAGGAAAUAUACACAAGGUGAAUGCAGGGUGUUUCUGUAGAGCGAUGCCGUGGCAGCGUAUGCGUUGGCAGGAGUGCUGUCUGCAGUCUGUGCAUAAGGGGCUGUGUAGCCUUUGCGAGCGUGGAAGGCUGUAAAUCACAGAGUGUUCAGGAGGGGACACUGCCACUCUGCCUGUAAAAGGCAGGGAAGGAUUUUGAAGCAACGUGACUCUUUCAGGCUGAAGAAAAGAGUUGCUAGAAAUCCAAGCUGGGGGAAGAAAAGAAAUAAAGUAUAACCAAGCUAUUUUGGCUGGAAAGGAUCUGUAAUCCACAUCCACCAGCUCGUCUCCAUCCUGACGCAGAACAGCUGCAUGCCUGGCAUCUUAUGCACACCUCUCCCAGCAUCAGCUUUUGGCGGCCCUGCUGAACUGCUUCCUGGGUCUCCCUCCAGCUCUGCUUGUGCUUCUCUGUUCGGUCCUGCUGCAUCCUCAGUUAUUUCAGUCUUGAUGUGCUCCUACAAUGUAGCUGGCAUUUAUAUGCAACACAGUAUCUGCUAGGGAUUCUGUACCCAUUUAGAUGUGUUGAGCGUACCACUCAUAAAGUAUCUGAUGUGGGUGGGACCACCUCAGUGAAGUAGCUGUAUCUGUUUCAGUAUCGCUAUAGGUAGGUGUCUGAGCCCUCAUUUUGCUUAAAGUGAACCCCUGCCACUGCGGAGUUCCUGCCUUUAGGACUGGGCUUGGCUUCAGAGUUCUUCGGUGCUCCUCCAGAAUCAUCUCUUUUUCUCAGGGGAGUACUUGAGUCAUUAACAGUCCCUGCACUUCCUCUAAGCCAGGGGGAACUGAAGGGCUUUUAGGAAGAGGAAGCCUUCCUGAAAGGAGACCUAUUCUUUCCCUUGCGGAGCUCUGUCGCAAACAGACACCGUGUCUCCUGCCAAAAGCCCCUGCCUGUAGGGAAUAAGGUGGGGAGGAGGAAGGUGGGAUGGGGCUGAGCGACAAGGCAGGGCAGGGCUUCAGGUGGGCAUGCCUCGUGCUUUUGAUAGCGGGUGCAAUAAAGCAGAGGUUUGUGGCUACGCUGGGGGUAAGUUAGGAACAUGUUUAUGUCAUUUGGCAUCACUGGAACAAGUUGCAGGUCGUAGAUUUUCAUUUGGGUUUCAUUAUUUUUCUGCAGCAGCCAUCAACAAAUGAGAAGUUUUCCCAAAUGCCUUGCAGCUGUGCUUGGUUCUCCUAUCUCGCUCUGUGUCGCUGCAGGACUGGCAAGAGGGCUUGGGCUUUCCACCCCCGUUUUGUUGUCUUCUCCCUUCUGUCCUUACCAGCUUCUGCCCCUUUGCCUCCCCCCCUCUACCACAGCCCUGUCACGUUUAGUCACGCUUGGCUGAAGGUUACCAGCCCACUGGAGGCCUUCAUGGCCGAGGACAUGCUGAGCCACGUGUUGAGAGCAUGCUGGCUUUCCUUAGGGGUGGAAUCCUCUGCUGCCGGCCUCUCGCCCUGCAGGGCAGUGGGUGUGUGGAGGAGUGGGAGUGCAGGCGUGCUCAUGUGGCGAAAACACUCCAUGGUUACCGUGAAAUGUUUGCUAAAAAGGCAGAUAUUGGGAGAGAUUCCAUUAAACCAGGCACAGGGAGCAGCAGGAUCUCCUGAUGGUGCCCGUUGUGCUCUUUGGGGAUGCAGGGGAGAGUAGGUACCCUUGCCCUGCUUGGGGCUGAUCUAUGGUGUCAGGUUUUCCCAUUUUGGGGUCAUUGGUGGCAAGCUAGCAGCGGAGGAAACCCAGCCCUGUGUUGUUGGCUGAGCUAUGCUUAAGCCCUGUGUAAGCUCCGAUUUGGAGGCUUAUGUGGACCUUCAGUGUCACACGGGGAUGCUGGCAGGCUGUGGGGCUGAGUUUCACCCUGUGUGAGCCAUGUCAGCCGACAAGGAGGGCAGGCCCAGGUGGCCACACAGGAAACCCCAGCAGAGCUUCUGGUCCCAGCACAAGCAUUGGACUUGGUCAGCUUUUAAACUUUUAAAGAAAUCUAGGUGUGACUAAUUGUGGCUAGCAGUUCUGACCUCUGUGGUUUUCCCCUGGAUGCCCAAAAUUGGAAAAAAACAGGUUAAUUCUGCCUGCAAGCCAGCUGGCCAUCAUCCAUCCCGUUACAUACGUUCACCCUAUAGUUCAGUCCCUGAGCAAGUGCACUUGGCUUGUGGUGGGCAGAUCACCCCUGCUGCUUCACCCCAGGACAGAAGGCUCAUCUCCUGAAGGCCAGUUAGCCAUUGGGGUGGGCAGUGGCUGGGGUAGCCCCAUCCAGCCCACCUUCCUACCAUGUUCAGGUCCAUAGGGCAUAGGACGUUGGCUGGCGUGCUGGAUUGUUGGUGUUAGUCAGCCUUUACAAGAAAACAGAUUAUUUCUAAACCACAGCUAGGAGUGUAGACCAUAUCGGAGCCUGGGUAACUGUAAAUCCUAGCUCUCAUUUGCACAAAUACAUGUGGUUCCAAUCCUAAGGGCAUUUUGCUUUCCCCUGCCUGUACCUUAGUUUUAGAAACAUGUAAGUUUAAUUUGGAUUUGUUUCUCGAAAACACCACCAAAUGUGGCCAGGGCUGGGUGGCUUUUAAAUUGUAUUUGACACAGAGGGAAUAAAGGGGAUCUGGAGUCUCCAUGAGGUAGCAACUAGGGGAAGCUUGUCACUUACGUGCUGUCACGGGGGAGCACUGAAGAGACUGUCUACAGUGGGAGAGCAGUGAUGGUAUUUGCAGUCUCUUAAUAGUAGGUUUGCUGCUCAGAUCAGACCUCUCAACUUUCUGCUGGCCCAGCCAUUGAGACCCCACAUGCUGGGUUAUGUUUCAGGGGUGAACCUAAGUGUAGGGUCAUCUGGUGGAUAAAUGUCCUGUCAAGUGAUAGGGUUGGGCUAUGUGGCGAGGUUGCUGCGGGAGAGGGAGGAGAUGCUGGCUAGUUGGGCUCUUUCCAGCACAGAAAAAUGCAGGGUGCUCCUGCCUCUCUUUGUGCUCCAGGGCCCCUGGGGCAAAGAAGUGGGAGUAGAUGUUUGCCCUGAAUAUGGGAGGGGGUGCAAAUCCACCUGAAAAAGGAGGACUGCCCCCGUUAAAGGACAUCCACCCUUAGCCCAUUACCGUCUGUGGAGGUGAGGGACAGUUUUGUGUCCUCUUCUGCCUUUCAGCCAGCAGGAAUGCACUCUGCUAGUGAUCACCUCGACUGGGGCUUCCUGUCACCCUCUCUUGCCACGCUGAUGGGUUUCAUGACACCGCUCUUAGCACCUGAGGAUGGGUGUGAAAAGGGAGGAGCUGAAGGAAGUGGAGGAGGAGGAGGUGGAGACAGUGGCAGUGGUGUGAGUUAAUACAAGACCCAGUGGGAAGCAGCAGCAGGCAGUAUUAUUUCAGUGGUUUGAGCCAAAACUUUCUCUCUUUCUCUCUCAUUAAAUUACAACUAAUGCAAGUAGCAUUGUGAAGGAGGAAUUUGGGAACUGUUGUUCAUCAUCCAAUCAGUUGUAACAAAUGUGCUGCUCAGUGCCAUAGCCCAUAGCCUUGAUGAGAAGUUACUCACUUGGUAUUUGCAGGCAUGACAUGCAUGCCAUAAAAAUUCCACUGUAAGCAUUAUUCCAGCAUUAGCGAGGGGAUAUGAAAAUAAAUGACGAGCUAUUGUUUUUCAUUAUUAGGUCCAGGCUUUUUGCUCCUGUCUUUUUUUCCCAUCUUCUGUUUGUGGGAGAGGGAGUUCUCCGUUCCUUUUGUUUCCUUGUCUCAGCCACACCUGUACUCUCCCACUUCUUCUCCUGCCUGUCUUCAGGAAUAAGGUGGAUGGCUGGGUCUAGAUUUGGAGGUUAACCAGAGCAGUUCAUUAGACUGCUGUAGCAAAUCACCACAGAGUGGUACGAUAUCAGUGAGGAUCUCAGCAUUUUGUUAUGGGUCUACAAAGCCGUUUUGCCCCAACUGUCCCCCAAGGGCAUUGAGUCUUCCCUUUUCAUGGUUGCACUGGCAAGCAAGACUUUGGAGACGGGUCAGCAAUCUGCUACUUUGAGGCAAUCUGCAAGCUUUAAAUCCCUUUUCUAUUAUUUAAGAGAAGAAAGAAAUAAGUGGGAAAGCUCUUGAGGCAGCUGUCAGUCCGGAGGUGCAGGAGCAGCCUGUAGCUUGCCAUGGUCAGUGCUUAAAAGGAGAAAUACACAAAAUGGGCAGAGGGGGAUCAGUGACCCACAGUUGUGAGAGGAUGCCUCUGCAUUCCAGUGGGCUUUCCUGCAUUUUCCAUGUACUUUUAUAAAUGGGAGGAAGUUGAACGUGUCAGGAGAAUGAGGCAGUUAAAUAUUAUUUAUCACUACUUGCUACCAGGGGGUGACCAAAGAAGAAAGUGUAGCAAUUUCAGAAAUGACCCCUGUUCCUAGGAUCAUUGGUUCCUGGGGCUGGUUUAGGCAGGCAUGCAAACGCCCACCUGCUCCAAAUAAAAGACUUCUUUGGAAAAAACGGGCUUAAGUAUCCCCAUGAAAUCCCUAGGCUGAGUCAGUAUCAGCACUGUACAGGAUUCCUGCGCUCUGAAUCUUAUUCUUAAUCAGCUAACCCAGGCAGUCUUUCAUGUCACUGAGUUGCUUCUCACUCCCGUGGCCCCAGCCCGUGUUGGCUGUUCAGCAGAAGGCCUGGCUGAGCUGAAGGCAGAUGGCAGGGUAGGAGCCUGUGCUGAUCCUACUGCUAUUAACUCUACCACUCCUCUGCACAGCAAGCUGCUCCCUUUGAACAUCAGCAGAACCGUUUUUAAAAGCCCUGCAGCCCAGCCUUGUGUGACAGAAUAGCUCAUUUUGUCAGGGAAAAAGAUACCUUGGCAAACUUUUGAGCAUUAGCCGUCAGGGGUAACCUCAAGACUCGGCAAAAAGCAGCCAUGGGCUUUGAGAGAAGAGCAGAAGCCAGCUGCAGGUGUCGUGUUCCCACCUGGAAGGGGAUGUACGAAAACCUUGUCUUUUUUUUUUUUUCUCCCCAUUUUCUUCAUUCAUUUUCUCAGGAGCGCACAGCGUGCACCGGAGUUCUCUGUGACAUCACUUUGCACGUCAUCAGGGUUGUGAAAUCCAAAGCUGUGGAAUCACUUCACUCAUUCACUCAUGUGUUCCCAGCAUAACUGGGUGCAGAGCGACCUGCAGGAUGUUGUGGUUAUUGUGGGCAGCGAUGUCCCGUGGGCCUGCUUGUUUCUCAGGCCAAGUAUCCCCCUCUCCUCGUAAUCUGCACUUAGUGCUGUGCACAUACACAACAGAGCUGUAGAAUGCACAGCCUUAAACACACUGACAGCACAUGUGGCUCUCGCUGGUUCACCUCAGGGCUGUUUCGAAGUCCUGUGUCCCUCUGCCUGAGCUCCUCCGUGCAGCCCCUGCUGAGAUGUCCAAGAUCCUUUCAACGGCAAAGCGCUACCCGCACUCAGUUCUGCUAGAAUUUUGCAAUAUGCCUGAAUCAGGGUGGUGGUGGCACUGGGUGUGAAGCCAUCUACUCAUAUUUGCUUAUGAUCUAAGAAAGUGCUUUCAGUUCAGACCUCAAAGAACGAGCUGCUGUGUCAUUUGAAAUUGUGUUACCAGCAGAAACGUAUGACCUCAUGGUAUGAAUAAGCAAGAGGAGAUUAGCAAUAAGUAAGCCUCUGCUGUACAUAAAUGUCCAUAGGAAAAAGAAAAAAGAAAUCUUAAUAGAAGACUCAGUUGUCUGCGUAAGCGAAGGCUGGGGAUAUGAGUAAUGUGCUGGUUCUUUUGUAUGUCCAAUGUGAUUCUGUUGUUCCUUCUUUGAUUCAGGCCUCUUCCUUUGCUUUCUGUGCUCCCUAGCUCUCCUAAAGGACUUUUUCUGCCUUCUAGGAGGGUGCAGACCAGGAAGGGUAGAAGGGCUCAGUGAGGAAGGAGUUAAAGGACUGCUCAGUGGGGAUUAUAAAACAGUCAGGCACUUGGAAACAGUUAAGAAGAGAGAAACAGAUCUGCCAGGAGGGAGUGUGGCAUUGGAGCCAGCGAUUUGUUUUGUUACCUCCUUACAUGGCGAUGCAGAAGACCCUCCCAGAAUGGGCACCAAGGUAUGGCCUCGCAUGUGCAAGUUUUCUCUCCUCACACCCUUCAGUCAAGUGCCUUCUGUAGCGUGAAGAAACUGAAAGUAGAGCCGAGUUCGAACUGGGAUAUGACUGGGUACGGCACACACAGCAAAGUCUACAGCCAGAGCAAGAGCGUACAGUCCUCCCAAGCAGCCGCCGCAGCCGCCGUCAACGCCUCCCUCCAGAUCCCCAAUCCGAGCAUCCCUUACGAACAGACCAUCAUCUUCCCAGCAAGCACGGGGCACAUCGUGGUGACGUCCGCCAACAGCACUUCCGGUGUGGUGGCAGUGUCUGGGCAAACACUGGGCGGACCACACAACCUGAUGCGUCGCAGCACUGUGAGCCUUCUGGACACCUACCAAAAAUGUGGACUUAAGCGAAAGAGUGAGGAGAUUGAGAACACGAGCAGCGUGCAGAUCAUCGAAGAGCAUCCACCAAUGAUUCAGAACAAUGCCAGUGGGGCCACUGUAGCCACCGCCACCACCUCCACGGCCACCUCCAAAAACAGUGGCUCCAACAGCGAAGGGGAUUACCAGCUGGUGCAACAUGAGGUGCUCUGUUCCAUGACCAACACGUACGAAGUGUUAGAAUUUCUUGGCCGGGGAACCUUCGGACAAGUAGUCAAAUGCUGGAAACGUGGCACUAAUGAGAUUGUGGCCAUCAAGAUCCUAAAGAACCAUCCUUCCUAUGCCCGGCAAGGCCAGAUUGAAGUGAGCAUCCUGGCACGGCUGAGCACAGAAAGUGCGGAUGACUACAACUUUGUCCGUGCGUAUGAGUGCUUCCAGCACAAGAAUCACACGUGCUUGGUCUUUGAAAUGUUAGAGCAGAACCUCUAUGAUUUCCUAAAACAAAACAAAUUCAGUCCCUUGCCCCUUAAGUACAUUCGACCAAUUCUCCAGCAGGUAGCAACUGCACUAAUGAAGUUGAAAAGCUUGGGACUGAUUCAUGCUGAUCUUAAACCAGAGAACAUCAUGUUGGUAGAUCCAUCCCGACAGCCGUAUAGGGUCAAGGUCAUAGACUUCGGAUCAGCUAGCCAUGUGUCUAAAGCUGUGUGUUCAACCUACCUUCAAUCCAGAUAUUACAGAGCCCCUGAAAUCAUCCUCGGUUUACCAUUCUGUGAAGCAAUCGAUAUGUGGUCAUUGGGAUGUGUCAUUGCAGAGCUGUUCUUGGGCUGGCCUUUGUACCCAGGAGCUUCAGAGUACGAUCAGAUUCGCUAUAUUUCACAGACGCAGGGCUUACCAGCAGAGUAUUUGUUAAGUGCAGGGACAAAGACUACAAGGUUUUUCAACAGGGAUACAGACUCACCGUAUCCUUUGUGGAGGCUGAAGACACCAGAUGAUCAUGAGGCAGAGACGGGGAUUAAGUCGAAGGAGGCAAGGAAGUAUAUUUUCAACUGUUUGGAUGAUAUGGCACAGGUAAAUAUGACAACAGAUUUGGAAGGAAGCGACAUGUUGGUGGAAAAGGCGGACCGACGGGAGUUUAUAGAUCUGUUAAAGAAGAUGUUGACGAUAGAUGCUGAUAAGAGAAUAACACCGAUUGAAACUCUGAACCACCCUUUUGUCACCAUGACGCACUUGCUCGAUUUCCCUCACAGCACACAUGUUAAGUCCUGCUUCCAGAAUAUGGAGAUUUGCAAGCGGCGGGUGAAUAUGUAUGACACUGUGAACCAGAGCAAGACACCAUUCAUCACCCACGUAGCCCCGAGCACAUCUACCAACUUGACCAUGACUUUUAACAACCAGCUGAACACAGUGCACAACCAGCCCUCAGCGGCGUCCAUGGCUGCGGUGGCCCAGCGGAGCAUGCCCUUGCAGACAGGAACAGCGCAGAUCUGUGCCCGGCCCGACCCCUUCCAGCAAGCUCUCAUCGUCUGCCCACCAGGCUUCCAAGGGUUACAAGCUUCCCCUUCGAAGCACGCUGGGUAUUCCGUUCGGAUGGAGAAUGCUGUUCCCAUUGUCACUCAGGCUCCUGGGGCUCAGCCUCUUCAGAUCCAGCCAGGACUCCUCGCACAGCAAGCAUGGCCCAGCGGCACACAGCAGAUCCUGCUCCCUCCUGCCUGGCAGCAGCUGACUGGGGUGGCCACCCACACUUCUGUCCAGCACGCGACCGUCAUCCCUGAGUCCAUGGCAGGCACCCAGCCACUGGCAGACUGGAGAAACACCCACGCUCAUGGCAGCCACUAUAAUCCCAUCAUGCAGCAGCCCGCGCUGUUAGCUAGCCAUGUGACUCUCCCCGCAGCCCAGCCCGUCAAUGUGGGUGUUGCUCACGUCAUGCGCCAGCCGCCCGCCGCCGCCACCUCCACCAGGAAGAGUAAGCAGCACCAGUCGGCGCCUCGAAAUGCAUCCACCUACGAAGUUUCGUCCUCUCAGUCCAUCAGCUCGCCUCAGCGGUCGAAACGAGUGAAGGAAAACACGCCUCCUCGCUGUGCCAUGGUGCACAACAGCCCUGCCUGCAGCACUGCCGUCACCUGCGGCUGGGGUGACAUGGCCACCAGCACCACGCGGGAGCGGCAGCGGCAGCCCAUAAUCAUUCCCGACACCCCCAGCCCCGCUGUGAGCGUCAUCACUAUCAGCAGCGACACCGAUGAAGAGGAGGAGCAGAAGCAUGCACCCACCAGCACCUUGUCCAAGCAAAGGAAGAACGUCAUCAGCUGUGUCACUGUGCAUGAUUCCCCCUACUCCGAUUCCUCCAGCAACAACAGCCCCUACGCCGUGCAACAUCGCGCAGGACAGAAUAACGGGAACACAUAUGACACCAAAGGGGUUCCAGAGACUCACUGCAGUGGGAACCCCCGAACGAUCAUCGUGCCACCACUGAAAACCCAGGCCAGUGAGGUGUUGGUAGAGUGUGAUAGCCUGGCACCAGUCACCACCAGUCACCACUCAUCCUCCUACAAGUCCAAGUCCUCCAGCACCGUGACCUCCACCAGCGGUCACUCUUCAGGGAGCUCGUCUGGAGCCGUUGCCUAUAGGCAGCAGCGACCAGGAGCACAUUUCCAGCAGCAACAGCCUCUUAAUCUAAGCCAGGCCCAGCAGCACAUCACGACUGAUCGCACAGGGAGUCACCGGAGACAGCAAGCCUACAUCACUCCAACGAUAGCUCAGGCCCCGUACUCUUUCCCGCACAAUAGUCCCAGCCACGGUACAGUUCAUCCUCACUUGGCCGCGGCUGCCGCUGCUCACCUGCCCACCCAACCCCACCUCUACACAUACACCACCCCAGCCGCCCUGGGCUCCACGGGCACCGUCGCGCACCUGGUGGCCUCCCAAGGGUCUGCACGGCACGCCGUGCAGCACACCACCUACCCCGCCAGCAUCGUCCACCAAGUCCCCGUCAGCAUGGGCCCGCGGGUUCUGCCCUCGCCCACCAUCCACCCGAGUCAAUACCAGGCUCAGUUUGCCCAUCAGACCUAUAUCAGUGCUUCUCCAGCCUCCACAGUCUACACUGGAUACCCACUGAGCCCCACCAAGGUCAACCAGUACCCUUACAUCUAAACACUGGAAUAAGGAGCGAGAGACACGCCCAGCCCGGCGGCUGCUUUUGUACUGAAGAACAUGACAAAUAACAAUGCAAUGGGAGGCUCGCGGGAAACUUGAACGAAGGAGACUUUCAGGAAGAAACGAGAAAGAGGAAAGAAAGGGGAGAACCAAUUCUACACUUUUUAUUUAAAAAAAAAAAAAGAAAAUGGAAAAAAAGAACAGAAAAAAUAUAAAACCACAAAAAAAAAAAAAAAAAAAAAAAAAAAACAACCAUUCUGCACCAAACUAGAGAGAGAGAGAAGCAGAAGGACCCUCCAGCGGGUCCUGUGUUUUGAAGAACUUCACCAAUAGACUUUUAAAGGUUAUUUUCAUCCAAUAGUGAGCUACAUUUAGAAAUUUGUUGUCCAGAACACCUAAAAUAAAAUCCAUCAGGCAUUUAAUCCAGUAGGUGUAUGGAGUAGGGAUUUAUCCAGCAUUUCAGAGGGUUUUGCCCCAUUUUUGGCUGUGGUCUCUGUAUCCCAAAGCACGCAUGAGGCUUUGGGGGUUCUUCUGGAAAUAGAAAAUGGCUAAAGGAGGCUGAGGGAGGAGGAGGAAACGUUGUCUCAGUGCUCUUAAAUUCUGACCUAACGCUGAUUUGCUUGAACAUAUGUGGGCAAAACAGGCCACGCAGCGCUGGUUGAGAUCAGAAGCAAUGGGGUUGUUUUUUCCCUUUCCUUGAACACACUGGAUAAAUCCCUGAGAAAUUCUGUUCCUAAAUGAGAUCUCUAAUAAUGUAUGUUGGAUUUCAGUUUUGUUUUAUUUUGUUUCAUUUGGAAGUUUUCCUUUUAAUCCCUAGCCGUUUUAGUAUAGGAGGAGACAUUUUAGCUGCCCCCGGUAGAAUGUAGCACUCUACAGGUCAUACACCCUUUUUACUCUUUUGUGUUGAACUUCAACGAUACCAAUAGAUUAUUCCUCAAUGUGAUUGCACAAAGAAAAGUGAUAUAACAUAGGCAUGUAAGAAAUGUGAUUGUCCAGGUAUGUAUGUACGUGUGUGCGUGUGUGUGUGCAGAUGCUGCCUUCUCUCUGUGGUGUGUUCCUCGGCACAGCCAUUACAGCUGUCACAGUCUUAGUUUUACAUCAUUCCCUCGUAGUGCCUUACCGAACUACAGAUGCGGUUUAAGGGUUUACUUCCACUGGUACUCCUAGAAACUGACUGAGGCUAGUCGGAAUUUAAUCUCAGCUCUUUUUCUUUUUGGGUUGUUAUUGUUGAUUUUCUUCUUCUGGUGGUGGUGUUUUCUUUUCCCACGUCGUCGAUCUUAGCUCACUUGGCAUGGUGUUGGGGAGGCUUGCUGGGGCUGGAAGCGUGUAUAUCAGGAUGUUUCCUCUAGCACUGAAUGGGCUGGAAGGGACCAGGUCGUUGUGAGACCCAGCAUGCUUCCCAGGGGCUCUGAAGGUGUGUUCGUGGAUUGGCCUCUUUCUUCCUGUUGGAAGAACAGCUUUCCUCCCCUAAAACUGAGUCCUUAUGCUUGCUGAUGGUAAAGUAGAAGGACAGAGCCCUCCUGAAUCGUCAGCUUGUCCUAGUUGUGUGUUUGAAAUGGGAGCAACACCCUAGCCCGUGGGAGGGGGCAACAGCAGCUGUUGUCAACAGCUCUCACUAUGUCUGUCAAUGGGAGGGGAUCAGGAAUGGGCUAAAUUGGGGUACCAAAGCAAGCAUGGCAAAAUCCAGUUGAGGGAUUCAAACUCAGGUUUCAUAAAUGAUAGAGCAUUGAGAGUCAUCGGGCCUUACCCACUGUAACACAGUUGUGGCAGAAUGCAUUUCCCGUCCUCCCCCUAAACUUGCUCUGGAAGAUUUCCUGCAGUUGGGUGUCCCUUGAGCCGGGAACACAUUGUAGUCUGGGUCCUCCACACCGAGGAGCAAGGAGCAAGGGAGGUUUUGCUGGUAACAGCAGUUGCACUGCUAUAUCGGGAUUUAGAAGUGUCUCUGAAGUACCCUUGUAUAUGGAAGGGCUUGGGAGGAAGGAGAGAAGAGAGUUUGAUAGAAAGUUUCUGUGAAAGCUGAAGUCUACGUGGCUGCUCAGUUCCACUCUUCGUUUCUCGGUAACUAGAGCAUGAAGUAUUUAAGUGUUUCACAAGAUGCAGGCUCAUCGUCAUGGUGGCACGGGGUGGGUUCCCUAGCAGCGAUAGGGAAGGAGGUUCUUUCAAGAAGGGAAGCUGGCAGAAAGACGAGCACAAAUGCAUUGUCUUGUGGUGAGUGCUUGGCUGGCCUGAUCGAGGGGAUCCUGCUACGCAUAGAUGGGGCAACGAGACUGUUGCCUUCUGAUCAACCACCAAGUAACAUCCCUGGUUGCCAGCUCUGAUUCCUGGGCUGUCCUUACACAGUUUUCUUUUCCUGCCUGUCCUUCAUUCCAGCUCAAUAUACUGUAGGUGAGGAUGCGAUCUCCCAGCAGUCUGUGCACCUUACGCCUUCCAUUGGAAAUACAGCACAUCCCCUUUCAUCUGGGGCAGAAAAAUAAUUCCCCGUUCUCUUUCUGAAAUUCUGUUGCAUUCCUCUCCUGUCCCACCAGUUCAGGAAUGAGAGUGUCAUGCUGCUUGUGUCAUGAAAAGGAAAGAUAAUGAUAUUUUAUUGUAUGGUUGUUACGAUUAUUGUUAUUAUUUUAUUGUUAUUAUAUUUUACUCUGGGUUUUAAUUGCACAUGCAUUCCUUAAUCCUUGUGUUAUUUUAUCUCUUAGUAUUGUUAUUGUUGUUAAUUUUAUGUCCCUUCGUCGGUGGCAUCAGAAGGGUUGCUGUGUUUGUGAACACAGCGGGAGGAAGGGGAUGCAAGGUUGUCCUGAGAAUGAAAUUGCAGGGGAAGCGUGCGGCUCUGUGAGACAGCCUGGAGGGGCGGGAGGUGUCCUCCACUCCCCAUCUGCAUUUCAGAAGUCCAGGAAGAUUCAUUCAGAGGCCAAAACCAAUCAGCAGCUAACAGCGGUCUGUCAGGGGAGCUGAAUUAAAGGCAGGUGGGGACCUUGGGCCUUAGGAUGUAGCUCAAGAUCACUUUGUUUGAUCGGACACUUCUACGAGAUCAAGACUCCAUGUGCUCCAGGCCAUGAUCAGGUGGCCUUUACAAUUAACCCGAGGCCAUGCUAUGUGUUAAGAUUGGGUUUUCUCUAAGGCAAAAGCAGAUAGAUAGUUCCCCAGAAGCAGGACUAGCAGAGGAACCACUGUGAAGGAGGGCACGUGGCUCCCAGUCCCAUCACUGGAUGAACAACACUGGUAUGCACAGGAUGUUUUUGCUGGGUAAAACAUGGCCACAGAGAGCAGGUUCCUCACCUCUCCUUCUCUCUGAGCAUUAGUGAGGUGUUCACGGAUGCUUGGUUGGCAUUUUUUUCCCCUGAUGUAGAUUUUUUCUUCUUUUAUAAUUAUUUGUUGUCAAAUUUUAUUAUUAAGCUAUUCUAGUCUCUAGAAUGUAGGUAUUUAUGUUUUCAAUUUGCUCUGUUAGAAUGGGGGGAAGCAGUGACUGAAUUUAAACUCCUUAAAAAAAUGAUAGGACUUCAGCAGAGACUUAAUCAUGCACCUGAGUGCUUUGCUAAAAAAUAGACUUUAAACCCUUCGAGUUAAUUACUUGUUUGUGUGCUUCUCUGGCUUAGGACUGUUGAAGCAUGGAAGGCUGUAAUCUCAGUCACAAUCACAUUUCAGUUGUACUAACAGUGUUUUCCCUGUGUACCUACCUGGUCUGUUCUCCCACUUGGGCUUGAAUCUGAUUUCAAGGGUGUUGGACAGGGCAGUGUGGCACACGUGGGCAGCAGAAGCAAUGCUUGUCAGAGGAGGUGGCCUGUUACAUUGCCCUCACUGGAGUCGCUGACCUGCCAGCUGUAGGGGUGGGAGAAUCGUGGUGAAGGGACACUGGUGGCAAGGGAUGAGUAGCAUGACCAUUGGACUGCUGUGGUGUUGCAACACUGAGAGGUAUGUUUUCUGGUGGAAUUCAGCAACACCUCCUCCCUCACACCCAUGCAAAGGCAUAGGAUGGAAAAGUGUGGCACUGGUAGGCACAGGGGAAAGCUGAUUGCAUUAGCAGAGGAAACAAAUGCUUUGCGUGCUAUCAAGUGCCACAUACAUAACAACAGCCAGCUUGUUUUGCUUGCGGAGUCCUCUGGGGAGGAAACAGGACUGGAGUGUUUGGGCUGGGUUGGUGCUCUUUGUGUGCCUGGAAUGAACUGCAUGGAAACUUGAGAGAGGGGGCGAAUGUUUAGAUGCUGGAGGUGUUAAGGAUGGCUAGUGACUGGCACUUUGGAAAGGCAGUCCCUUUCCACAUUGUCUCAUCUUGCUUUCUCCAUGCCUGGGAAGCAGAAAAAAGCACGGACAUUGCCACUCCUUGUGGGUAGAUGUUCAGAUUCCUGCUGUGAAACCAGAACAUGGAAGGGAGUGGGGAAAACAAUUGACCUGAGCAGAAUGGGAGACCCGAACAGAAGCACUUCCCAGUGCAGAUGGGGUCAAAUCCAGUCAUUUGAGAGAGCAAAUGCAAUCACAUCUUCCUCAGCAGGGUUGUGCUUGCUUGCACUAACAAAUCAGGCCUCAUCAGAUCUCUUUCUCUCUCUAGCGAUUUUGUCAUAAUAGCCGAAGCAUUCCAAGAAAGGGACACUUCUAUCUGACGUUUUUCCUUUUUUAUACUUUCAAGGGAUUAUAUCUUGCAAUUUGGUUUGAAGGAAAUUCCCUUUGCAAACUUGAAGGGCGAUGAACCCAGCUCUUUCGUUAACCAAAGAAGAUUUUUUUAAAGAUAGAGAGGAAGAGACCCCCAGCCAGUACAGAAACCAAACCAAGCCACGGCUGCCAGGCAGCAGCGAUGAGCUGUUGAACUGCCUCUUCUGUCUUCUUUUACUUUUUCUCUCUCAAGUUUCUAUUGUUAUCUCAAGUAGCUAGCUUGAUAAGCAGAGAAAUUCACACUAAAUAUUGCUGCUAUCCUAAACUUUAGGGGAUGUCAAAAACUUUGUUCUUCUCUCAUUAUCAUUCACCUUAAUUAAGAUGCGUCAGUGGCAACAGCAUGGCAUUGAAAUUAGGAGCUGCCUGGUGGGAAUAAGCUUCUGGUUGAUCUGUAUGCUUCUGUAGCAUUUGCUUUGCAUUUAGGACACUGGUUUUGCUCUGUGGGUCAGACCCCAAAGAGUGCUGCUGUGUGAGGCCUCUGCAGGGCUGGGCACAGGUGCUGGAUGGAGCAGUGUGUUUUCCACAGCUUGGCAGUCAGCCCUCUGGGGAGGCCUGCUGGAUGAGGGAUGCCUGUACCCAGGGUGUGUGUAACUGAUCUUAGCCCAGGGUGGGGAAAAUAUGGGGUGGAGAGGCUUUCCCCUUCCUGCUGAUGUAGCCAUUCCUGUCCUAUGGGAAUGUGUGUCUCCAAUGCCUGACACCUGCCCUGUCUCCCCCUUGUCCCCAAAUCCCCCUAGUGCUCUAAUGAGAUGCCCCAAGGUCCCUACUCGCCACCUGUGGCCUGCAACCAUGUGUGCAAGUUGUCCUGCUUGUCCCAUGUGCAUGGAGGUGGAUCUGUGCCACUGGGCUCCCCACACCACAGCACUGAGGAGAAGGAGGAGGAGGAGGAGGAGGAGGAGGAAGAGGAGGAGAAUUCCACCCAGGAGCAGAACAGGCCAUAGCUGCAUGCCUGGGUGGUGCUGCACCUCUGAGUGGUGCUCAGAGCCAGUGUGCCAGCCCUGUGGCAGACAGUGCUGGGGCUGCUGCAGGAGGCACCAUGUUGUCCAGCUGGGCCUCGUGGUGCACCAGGCCUUGGCAGGCCGCUGAGGCCAACCCAGGUGCUGUGUGAGCCAGAGCUGCCAGCCUGGGGCCUGGUGCUGGAGGUGGCUUCUGCCCAGGGUGGCUGGUAUCCUGUAGGAGCUGUGGGCACGUGUGGCAACAUGCAGGUUGAGGGCUGUGGCAGCCAUAGUGGGCCCUGCCUGUGCCAGGCGCGGUCGGUGGAAGGAUGCAUGUCAGAGCAUUUACAGCGUCAGGAGUGAGAUCCGAAGCGUGAAUGAGCUUGGUUCCUCAAGAGUCUUACAAAGCAUACUCAGAAGGUUGGCUUUCUGCAUUUCUAGUUUGAAACUCCUGUUUCUCAUUUACGGGUUAGCUUCGUCCUUCCAGUUUUAGCAGUGCUGCUAUAACAAACUGUUUGUGUGUGUUUGAGGAUAAAGGGGUUUUUUUUUUGUUUGUUUGUUUUUAAUCUUUUGCUUAUCGUAGUUAAUCUAAGAAAGGCAAUACUAAAGGUAUAUUUUUUUUCCAAAAAUGAUAUUUUUUACUGCACUGAUAAAUAUUGUGACAUCUCUGUUCUGAACUCUUUUGCUGUGAGGGGAACCGUGUGCAGACUCACACAGACCUGUAAAUACUUGCGUGUACUUCUGACAGCCAGGGAUUCUUUUUUCUCUUUUUUGUUUCUUCUUUUCUUUCUUUCUUUAGAGCAAGGUUUCUUCUUUGAAACAGGAGGCAAUGGGGCAACGAUGCUCAGAGCAAAGCGUAUCCCACUUUGAGAACAUAGCCAAGGAGUUUUCGAAGUGCUGGCGUAGAGUUAACGUUUAAUGCCGACGUAUUUGAUUUGGUUUGAUUUUUUUUUUUUUCCAGCAACUUGUUUGGAAAGGAAUAAGGCAGAAGAGCUUUGGUCUGGAGUUCUGAUCAGAAAUGUUAUCCGUCUCUUUCAUGGCACCUCCCAGUUCUGCUUUUGUUGUUGUUUUUCCUUUCUUUUUCCCAAACUGGCUCACUGCAGGCUCGCUGCCCUGGGCUCUCGGUCAGCCGGCGGCUGCGGUGCUCGGGGACCACCGGUCCCUUUGGAAGCAAACCCACUGGCCAGGACCCCAGGUGCUGGCCCAGCAGAGCGUGGGAUAGCCUCGGGUUUUUUUUUUACGGAAGGAUUUAGAUACACUUAUAUUACGCAAACUGUGACCUAAUGGCAAUAAUUACCUCAAAUGUGGGCAUUCAUCCUGGUUUUAGCCUUUCUGAAAACAUGUAGCCAGCUUGAACUUCGAUUCAAAGACUCUAAACUCUGUAUGGGCGGAAUAGCGAUAAAUGCCCACCCUGGUCAUUGUUGCUUGAGUGGAUUCUGAUGACAGUGAAUCUUUAAAGAGAGAGAGUUAAACCAAGGAAUAGAUUACUCUUUUAUGUAUUUUAAUCAAUUGUGAUGUUAAAUGCACAUGUAAGUAUAUAUGUUUAUAGCUACUGUAAAAUGCUUUGGCCUUCUAGAAGAUAUUUAAUGAGUCACAUUUUAAACCAAUAUGAACUGAAUAAUAGACUGUGGCUACUUAAACAGUUUUCUGGCUACAUUUUAUAGUUAUUACAGUGUUUUAUAGUUUACAUUUAAACUGGUACUUUUUAAGGGAAAUCUUGUGUUUGUAAAUGACACCUUCAAAAACUCAAUACAGCUGCCUCUUUUUAAUUUUGCCCUUUAAAAAUGGAAAAGUACAAGUGUGUCUUUAAUAUGUAUAUUCUGUUUUGAGAUAUAACAUAGUGUUGGAAAGUCAGUCCAGAGAUCAAGUAAUCCACUGUACUCCAAAGUCUGGUUGAGAAAACACUCCACCCACUCUGCAGAUUUAGCACAUGUAGCCCAACAGAUAAGCUGUGUGCGUACUCGUUUAGAUUGCGUACUUUACCGAACUCCUUGGGUUGUAGCAGGGAGCACAGUGCUCCCAAAGUCACUGCUCUUUGUAGGAUCCUCAUCUGGAUGAAGAUACCCAUGUAAGGAGAAUGAAGGAUAUUCAAAGGAAGGAUCGUAUUGUACUGUUGGUCAAUCGUUAGCCAAAUAAUGAAUUCCUGAGUUAGCAAUUCCCUGUUUUACUUUGGUUUUGUGUGUGCAUGUGUGUUUGGUGUGUGACAGCCACUCAGAGGCAAUGCUGUAAUUUGGCUUUUGUCUGUUCACCCCAUUGUUACAAGCAGUGCUUACCCCCACAGAGACGUUUUGAACCAGUAAACGAAAUGCAAAGUUCAUCGACCAUCCCCUUGUCAGCUUUGUUUUCUUAGCCAACGUCAGUUCCCAUCAGCACUGUCUCACUUAGCUGUCUGGCUUGGUCUUUUGUGUUCUGCCACUUGAGUAACCAAUGAACAUGGUAUAAAUGUCUGCUGGGCAAAACGAUACUGCUGAGGUACUGCGUGCCCUCUUCCUCAACCACCGCAUACGGCUGCCUUCGGCACCUGCCUGGCCUCUUCUAGGGGUCAGACCCGCAAGCACCAGCACACUCGAGUGGAGGAGGCAGAGUCCCGUUGAAUACUUAGGCUUGCAGCUUGUCAGGCAAGAAGGGGUUUCCGCCACUGGCAACGCACAUCCCUUAGAACCCGCUGGUUACAUAUAGCGCUGCUGCCCUCAGAAAGGAAAUAGCAGGCUUCUGCAGUGCUUCCACAUCGCGUGGUUACAUGCAACACUUCUGGAUCUUUUUCCCCCUUUUUAUUCCUUCUGUGUUCGAUUCUGUAUCUUAUUUAAUUUCACUUCUGUUCUGUAUUCUUCUCAAAAUGAGACUUCCAUGGAUAUCCCAGGGCACAACCAUUUCAGGUGUAAAAAAAAAAAUAAAAAGGAUCCCAUCCCAUGUUUCACCGACUGAGAAACCAAGGCUUUUUGGGUACCGACUCUACUUGGGCAGAACCAGAACGUAGCCUGUGUCUUUUAUACCAAAUCCAAUUUCUGAAAGGAGCGGAAGUGUAACUAAUAGCUUUAUUGAAGGAGCGAGAGAGAGAGAGAGAGUGAGAGAGGGAGCGAGACGGAGACGAGAGAGAGGGGCAUCUGGGAAGUGGUGGAGGCUGGACUCCGGGUAGUUAAGAGCCAACCAAUGGGUGAAACUUUUUUUUUUUUUUUUUCCAAGUGGUAAAAUCCUUCUAAAACCAGGAGUGGGGGAGUGGAGGGAGCGUUUUGUACCUUCUGACUGCUCACAGGGCCAGUGCACUCUGGGUGGGAAGUGGAAGUUAACGAACACUGCACCGAAAUUAAGGAGGGGGAGAGAGGGGAGGAAAAGCUGUGAAAUACGGUCACCGCUGCAAGGGGAGGGAUGCCCCUGCCCGGCUCUGCAUCUCCAAUGGUUCUUUCUCUACAGCAUCAUCUCAGCCCAGAUACCCCACAAAAGCCCUGAGCCGUUGUGUUCCUUCACUGUACGGUUUCUGUAAUAAGAGUGUUAAUCCAUGUUAAUCUUUGUGGAAAUUACCGUGUGCGACAGUAUUUUCUUGUGUACUGCUUUUUUCCUAUGUGAAUCGUCCCUUCAUUUUUUUUCUUUCUUCGUUUUUCUUUUUCCUUUUCCUUUCCUUUUUUUUUUUCUUCUUUUUUUUCUUUUCUUUCGGUAAAUGCGUCUUCUUUUAAAGAAAAAAAAUCAACAAAACAAACAAAAAAAAAACUAAUGUGUUGUAGACCUCUAUGUAACCUAUUCCUUAGUCUCAUAUUAUAGGUAUGUUAUAAGAAUGGAUAUUUUACUUGGCUUUAGAAUGUUUUACAAGAAAACUAAUUCUUAACCAAUCAAGUUCUUGCUACUAAAAAGAAAAGAAAAUGCUUGUGUUUUUCAUCAUGACGUUGUGUGCUUCUAAUUAAUAAUCAUUUUCGUUGUAGAAAAAUGGAGUGAAUUUAUAUUAGUCUUGGAAACUAAUAAUAGCAUUGUAAAUUUAUGAGAUGAUUUUAACAGAAAAUACAUUAUAGAAGAAUAUAGUUAUUUUAAUUGUAAUAUUACUAACUGUAGGGUGAGAAAGGAGGUCCCGUUGUGGUGAACUAUGUUAUAGCUUGUUAUUCACGGUUUCUUUUUGAUCAUUUUUUCGGUCUCUGAGGUGAAACGAGUUAUUAAUCAGAAUUUGUAAACUCACAUAUGCAUAUUGUAUAUGUGUAGAAAUGUAAUCACACUUUGUCUUGGAAUUACAUUAAACUGUUUUAAGUCACUGCAA
Gallus gallus (chicken) is the source of this 23650-nucleotide messenger RNA. RefSeq names its product homeodomain interacting protein kinase 2 (gene HIPK2). The coding region runs from base 10331 to 13837 and encodes 1168 amino acids. Gene Ontology annotation, molecular function: protein tyrosine kinase activity; SMAD binding; ATP binding. Gene Ontology annotation, cellular component: nucleus; cytoplasm; PML body. The record is from RefSeq and is a predicted model, not a curated record. Gene Ontology annotation, biological process: smoothened signaling pathway; peptidyl-threonine phosphorylation; peptidyl-serine phosphorylation. The transcript is spliced from 15 exons. NCBI's taxonomy places the organism in Eukaryota, Metazoa, Chordata, Aves, Galliformes, Phasianidae.